AUGUCUGAAGUAGCUGCCGACACUUUCCCCAGCCCCUCAGCUCAGCUGAGCCCUGAUGCGUCCCUCAACGGGCUCCCGGCUGAGGAGAACAUGCCGGGGACCCAAAGAGAGGACAGGAGGGUCCAGGGGAUAGCAGGCCUUGCCGCGACCUGCUGUGUGUGCCUGGAGGCAGAGCGACUGAAGGGCUGCCUCAACUCUGAAAAGAUCUGCAUCGCCCCUAUCCUGGCUUGCCUGCUCAGCCUUUGCCUCUGCAUUGCUGGCCUCAAGUGGGUAUUUGUGGACAAGAUUUUUGAGUAUGACUCUCCUACCCACCUUGACCCUGGGAGGAUAGGACAAGACCCAAAGAGCGCUGUGGAUCCUACAGCUCUGUCUGCCUGGGUGCCUUCGGAGGUGUAUGCCUCACCCUUCCCCGUACCUAGCCCUAAGAGCAAGGCUGAAGUGACAGUGCAAAGUGACAGCUCGCUCGUGCCCUCCAAACCGUUCCUCCAGCCUUCUCUGUAUAACCGCAUCCUAGAUGUUGGGUUGUUGUCCUCUGCUGCACCUUCGCUGUCACCACCCGCCCUGGAGCCUACCACAGCGUCUCAGGCACAAGCAACAGAAACCAAUCUCCAAACUGCUCCAAAACUUUCCACUUCCACAUCUACAACUGGGACAAGUCAUCUCACGAAAUGUGACAUAAAGCAGAAAGCCUUCUGUGUAAAUGGGGGAGAGUGUUACAUGGUUAAAGACCUCCCAAACCCCCCAAGAUACCUGUGCAGGUGCCAACCUGGAUUCACUGGAGCAAGAUGUACUGAAACUCUGCCCAUGAAAAUCCAAAACCAAGAAAAGCAUCUUGGGAUUGAAUUUAUGGAAGCUGAGGAACUGUACCAGAAACGGGUGCUGACCAUAACUGGCAUUUGCAUUGCUCUUCUGGUAGUUGGCAUCAUGUGUGUGGUGGCCUACUGCAAAACCAAGAAGCAGAGGAAAAAGUUGCACGACCGCCUUCGGCACAGCCUGCGCUCGGAAAGGAACAAUGUGAUGAACAUGGCCAACGGGCCGCACCACCCCAACCCGCCGCCAGAUAACGUCCAGCUGGUGAAUCAGUACGUUUCAAAAAACGUAAUCUCCAGUGAGCAUGUCAUCGAGCGAGAAACAGAGACCUCAUUUUCUACAAGCCACUACACCUCAACAACACAUCACUCCGUGACAGUCACCCAGACACCCAGCCACAGCUGGAGUAAUGGCCACACCGAAAGCAUCCUCUCCGAAAGCCACUCGGUUCUCGUCAGCUCCUCCAUGGAGAACAGCAGGCACACCAGCCCAGCGGGGCCCCGGGGCCGCCUCAAUGGUAUCGGUGGGCCACGGGAAGGCAACAGUUUCCUCCGGCAUGCGAGAGAGACCCCUGACUCCUACCGAGACUCUCCUCACAGUGAAAGGUAUGUCUCAGCUAUGACCACACCAGCUCGCAUGUCACCUGUCGAUUUCCACACUCCAACUUCUCCCAAGUCCCACCCCUCCAAAAUGUCGCCACCGGCUUCCAGCUUGACCGUCUCCGUCCCUUCGGUGGCGGUGAGUCCCUUCAUAGAAGAGGAGCGACCGCUGCUCCUGGUGACCCCGCCACGGCUACGUGAGAAGUAUGACCACCACCUUCAGCAGUUCAACUCCUUCCACCACAAUGCCGCCCACGAGAGCAACAGCCUGCCGCCAAGUCCUCUGCGGAUAGUGGAGGACGAGGAGUAUGAGACCACACAGGAGUAUGAACCAGCACAGGAGCCUCCAAAGAAACUCACCAACAGCCGGAGGGUCAAAAGAACAAAGCCCAACGGCCACAUUUCCAGCAGGGUGGAAGUGGACUCCAACACGAGCUCUGAGAGCAGCAGCUCUGAGACCGAAACCGAAGACGAAAGAAUAGGCGAGGAUACACCAUUCCUGAGCAUACCGAACCCCGUGGCGACCAGUCUGGAGCCGGCCGCUGCCUACCGGCUGGCUGAAAGCAGGACUAACCCGGCGAAUCGCUUCUCCACCCCGGAAGAGUUGCAAGCAAGGUUGUCCAGUGUGAUAGCUAACCAAGACCCUAUUGCUGUAUAA
Gymnogyps californianus (California condor) is the source of this 2067-nucleotide messenger RNA. RefSeq names its product neuregulin 1 (gene NRG1). The transcript is spliced from 9 exons. The record is from RefSeq and is a predicted model, not a curated record. Lineage: Eukaryota; Metazoa; Chordata; Aves; Accipitriformes; Cathartidae. Gene Ontology annotation, molecular function: protein tyrosine kinase activator activity; chemorepellent activity. Gene Ontology annotation, biological process: nervous system development; animal organ development; intracellular signal transduction. Bases 1 to 2067 code for a protein of 688 amino acids.